This is a messenger RNA of Leptopilina boulardi, 3696 nucleotides long. Its product is annotated as chaoptin-like. The transcript is spliced from 4 exons. Gene Ontology annotation, cellular component: extracellular matrix. The record is from RefSeq and is a predicted model, not a curated record. Lineage: Eukaryota; Metazoa; Arthropoda; Insecta; Hymenoptera; Figitidae. Gene Ontology annotation, molecular function: protein binding. Bases 336 to 3656 code for a protein of 1106 amino acids.
AAUUUUGACCUAUUUCCAAACAAUAGUAAACUAAAAUCAAAAUUUCCGGCAUACGCAAUUUGCCUUGAUAAUAACCCUAAAGUCUUAUCGAGGUCACAACGAUAACAAAGUUCAAAGUGUAUCGUCUUUUCAACUUCCCUCGUGUAUCUUGGAACUUGAACCAUUUCAACGCCAGUUCUAUUUACAUCUUCAAGUGUACAACAUUUCUGUAAACAAAUUUCCUUUUUUGUACUUAAAAAAGUAAAAAAAAAAAAAAAAAGUUUCUCAUUACCCAGUACUUCCGCAUUGUUAUAUAAAUUAACAGUACUCGUCACUUUUUUUUUUUCAUUACCAUAAUGAAUUUUAUUGAUAAAUUACUAAAAAUUAUCAUCAGUUUCUGCAUUUAUGAAAUUUGUUCUUCACAAUUAGAAAAAGAAAAGGAACUUUUAAAUCGUUUUAAUCCAUUCAAAUUAUGUAAAAACAAUAUUCAAGGACUAAUACCAUCAAAUGUAACAAUUGAAAAACUCAGUGAAAAAUUAUUCCACAAUCUCAAUAUGGAUUGUCUUGAUCUUAAAGCACGUGGAAUAAAUGAAAUUACAUCAGGAUUUUUUAAUAAAUUUCCCCAUCUUCAAGUGGUGAAUUUAGAAAAUAAUCAAUUAAAUGUUAAUUCAUUUUUUGAUAAUCAAGAAUUAUUGAAUGUUAGAAUUUUAAAUUUAAACGAUAACAAAAGAACUGAUUCUCUAAAAAUAAUAAAGGGAUAUUAUCCAAAAUUAAAUGAUCUUCAUUUACGAAAUUUAAGUUUGAAAAAUUUGGAUUUAUCCCUUAUGACAAAUUUAAAUAAUUUAAUUCUCUCGGGAAAUGAUUUAUCACAAGGUACAUUAAAAAUUUAUAAAACAGUGAAUAGCUUAAUUCUCGAUGAUAAUAAAUUAAAGAAACUUGAACCAAUUCGUCUUUAUGAUAACAAUAAUAAUAAUAAUAUAACAACACUUGAAAUUGAACAAAAACUACGUAUAUUGAGUCUUAAUAAAAAUAUUUUUGAAAAAAUUGGUUGCAGUGAAAAAUCACAAUCAUUAUGUUUGGAUAAAUUAAAAAAUUUAAAUAUAUUAUUUUUAAGUGAUAAUAAUAUUUUUGAAAUUGAAUCAAAUGCAUUUAAUGAUAAUGGAAAUCUAAUAUUAUUGGAUCUCUCUGAAAAUUAUUUGGAAAAAUUAAAUGAAAAUUCAUUGAGUACUAGUUUAGUGAUUUUAAAUUUGGGUAGUAAUCCAUUGACAAAUGUACCAAAACUUUGUCGUUUAAUAAAUUUGGAAAUAUUGAUACUUGAUCAUACGAGAAUAUUGAGAAUUGUUGACAAUGAUUUUUGUGAAUUGAAAAAAUUGAAAAAAUUAUGGUUAAGAGAUGUGGGAAUUGAAAAAUUAUCAGAAAAUUCUUUUGGUAAUUUAAUUGCAUUAGAGGAAUUACAUCUUGAUGAUAAUAAAUUGAGUACACUUCAAGGAUGGCAAAUGCCAUUUAGUUUACGUGCUCUUCAUCUUGGGGGAAAUUCAUUUAAGAUACUUGCCGAUGCUACGAGAAUUGGUACUGCUUUUCUUGAAUAUUUAGAUCUCAGGAGAAAUCAAAUAAAUGAUUCUGAUGUUCGUUCUUUUAACAUUUCUAAAUUGCACAUUGAUUUUUGUUUUCAAACAAAUCCACUUGGAAAUGAUCAACAACUAACAGAAGAACUUCGUUCAUUAGUUGGAGAUUCAGUAUUUGGUUAUGAUAAAUUAUUACUGACAUGGUGUCAAAAACAACAUCCUGACAAUGUUUCAUUAGAUCUUUCAGGAUUGGAAUUAAAAAGACUGUCAGACAAUGUUAUUUCCAGUCAUCACGUCAUUUGCUUAGAUUUGCAAAACAAUAAAUUUCAAUAUAGGAUACUAUUUCAACUCUUUUAUAAUCAGCGAAAUCUUGAGUAUCUUAAUUUGGCCAAAACAGAUUCAUUUAGUAGUAGUUUAGAAAAUUUACAAAUUUUAUCAUUGAGUACAAAUAAUAUUGAUUCUAUUGAUAGUAAUACUUUUGAUAAUUUGUUGAGUUUAAUUGUACUUGAUCUUUCUGGUAAUCAAAUAAGUAAUUUAGAAUAUCGUUCAACAUUCAAUUUGCAAUAUUUGAUUUUAACAAAUAAUACAAUUUCAUCGAUGGAUAAUAUACAAUUGGGAAAUAAUACAACAUUAGAAUAUUUGGUUCUUGUGAAUAAUCCAUUAAUGAGUAUAACGCCUAAAAUGCUUCAAUUUUUGCCUGAUGAUACGACAAUUAAAAUGGGUUUUCUCUUACAAUUAUUUGGAUUGGUUAUAAUUACCCUGUGCUUUGAUUUUGGUGAAAGUUUUCAAACAAAUCCACUUGGAAAUGAUCAACAACUAACAGAAGAACUUCAAUCAUUAGUUGGUGAUGCAGUAUUUGGUUACGAUGAAUUAUCACUGACAUGGUGUCAAAAACAACAUCCUGACAAUGUUUCAUUGGAUCUUUCAGAAUUAGGAAUAAGAAAUCUUCCGAAAAAUUUUAUUUCCAGUCAACACGUCACUUGCUUAGAUUUGCAAAACAAUGAAUUUGAAAAUAGGACAGAAUUUAACAUCUUUAAGAAACAGCCAAACCUUGAGUACUUGAAUUUAGCCAAAACAAAUGUAAACCUACAAUAUUUGCUAUAUGAUGCUUCACAUCCAAAAAUUAAAACUUUAGUUUUAGAUAGAGCAAGUAAUUAUAGGUUCAAUGAGAAUGAAAAGGUACUUCAUCUUCGUUUUCCCAAUUUAGAAAAUCUUUCUUUACAACAAUUAAAUUAUCACAAUAGUUACAAUCCGCAUUUAUCCUAUAUCGAUUUUAGUUCAACAAAAUUAACUCACUUAUUUUUGUCAAACAAUAAUAUUCCUAAAUUAAAUGAUCAGUUUUUUGAAAAAUUCCCCUCAACAUUGACACAUUUAUUUUUAGAAAGAUGUAAUCUCAAUUCAUAUUCAUCAUCAAUAAAUCAAACAGCAUCUAUAAUAUCUCUAUCAAUGGAUGGUAAUAAAUUUUCAUGUUCAAAUGGUGGUUGUUUAGAUUUUGAAAAUCAUCCAGAAUUAAAAUGUUUAUCAUUGGCAAAUUGUAAAAUAAUUUCACUUUCACACAAUACAUUUUUAUCAAAUUUAAAACUUAUUCAUUUGGAUUUAUCAGGAAAUCAAAUUCAACAAUUAUCAGAAAGGACAUUUCUCAAAACACCAGCACUAGAAUCAUUAAAUUUAAAUGACAAUCAACUUUGGAAAAUACCAAAUCUUCAUAGUUUGAUUAAUUUGAAAAAUUUAUAUGUUAAAAAUAAUCAAAUAACAAAUUUAGAUAAAGAUUCAUUUAGUAGUUUAGAAAAUUUACAAAUUUUAUCAUUGAGUACAAAUAAUAUUGAUUCUAUUGAUAGUAAUACUUUUGAUAAUUUGUUGAGUUUAAUUGUACUUGAUCUUUCUGGUAAUCAAAUAAGUAAUUUAGAAUAUCGUUCAACGUUCAAUUUGCAAUAUUUGAUUUUAACAAAUAAUACAAUUUCAUCGAUGGAUAAUAUACAAUUGGGAAAUAAUACAACAUUAGAAUAUUUGGUUCUUGUGAAUAAUCCAUUAAUGAGUAUAACACCUAAAAUGUUUCAAUUUUUGCCUGAUGAUACGACAAUUGUAUUGAAAGAAAAAUCGACUGUGUCAUAAUAAAAGAAAACAUUUAUCUCUAUCUCUAAAUAUAUUUUUU